AUGAUUGCAUUUAAUAAGUUGCCAGUGCGUUUACUUUCAAACAGUUUGAAAUGUUGUGAUACCAAGCUCAACAAGGUGAAUACCUUGUGUCACUGGCCAGUUCUGAGUCAAGUCUGCAGAUCAGAGCCUGCAAAGAGCACUCAUGAUGUAAUGACUCAUUGUAGUUUGUGGCUGCGUACACAACACAAAGUGGUAUGGUCACAGGCAGCAUUUCACAGAAGCUUUGUGUCGGACAGUCAGCCUGCAACAGAAGAGUCUGCAGAGACAGCUCCAAAUUUUGUCUCAAAACCAAUGAGAAGAGACAGGCAGGAGAAGCAGCAGCUGUUCCGUCAGAUGAUCUGCAAUAAAGGGAAUACACCUUGGACAGAUGAUGAUUGGCUGCAACUAGCUGAUAGUCUGUCUUUAACAGGCCAAGAAUCAUGGGAAGUUAUAUGUAUGCAUACCUUGUAUGUGGAUAAAAAUAUUUCCCUGGGUCAAAACCUCAUGUCUUAUAUAGAGAGGCAGGGAAAGACUCCAAGUUUAGUGGUGGUGACAUUCUACAUUGGCCUUCUUGGAGAAAGCUGUGCAGGUUUCGAUGAGGAGAUCCACAAGUACUACCAGUAUCUGUUGUCCAGGAGCAGUGUUUUAGAUGCUGCAUCCAUUGAGGUGCUGAUCACUGGCUUGUCUGGGAGCAAAUAUUACCGGCAAUGUCUGCAGCUCCUGGAGACUGUCAGAGAGACCAGCAACCCCAGCAGCGCCAGUUUAAUCAGAAUCCUUAGAGCCGGCCUCAGAAACCAGGACAUUGAUGUUUGCCAGGCAGCACUGUCACAGAUUGAACAGUGGAUUGAUCCUACUGGAGUUACCAUUUAUUUGCCAAAGGUAAUAGAAGAGGGCCUUUCUGGCAACAGCCAGGCAUGUCUGGAGAUGGUGAUGAACUUCAUGCAGAAGCACAAGCUUGUGUUGAAGAGAGCUGAGCUGGAGGAAGUAGUUCAAGCAUUUCACAGGUAUCAGCCUAAUCAGUGGACAGCCAACUAUGGCUUUAUUAAUCACCACAAAGGUCACUGCAGUAUCUGUGGACAUCAGAUGAAGAGGUCAGAGGUUGACUCCAGUGACUUCCAUUCAAUCCAGUCAAUCUUUCUGGAUCAGGUGAUUGUAGGAAACAAUGUCUUCUUUAAAUCCAGCCCAGAGGAGGUUGACUUCUUUGUGAAAUUUGUGGAGAAAACGGGCCCCUUUGAUGUGGUCAUUGAUGGCUUGAAUGUGAUGUACCGGGGCUGCCAUGGCAAGUCAGACCCCAGACAGCUGGCGAAGGUAGUGGAGUAUUUUACUCUGCAAGGGAAAAAAGUCUUGGUUUUGGGCACUCGUAUGCUUACAGGCUACACAAAUCUUAUCAGAAAGUUGAAGGACAAGCCAGUUGUUUACAUGACCUCUACCACAAAAUGUGACGAUGCCUUCUUCCUGUAUGCGGCCCUGCGCAGUGGUAAACACACACUGGUGGUGUCCAGUGACAAACUGCGUGAUCACAAGUUUCUACUGAAACCCAGCCUGCGGCCCGUCUUUUAUCAGUGGAUCUUGUCGGCUCAAGUCUAUGACUGGUUUAUUUCCAAGUCUGGAGAGUUUAUUAUUGGAAAGCGACACCUGUAUGAGACAGGACCAGCCAAGGAUGAUGGUGGCUGGCAUUUACCAGAGAAUGACGUCACUGCUGCUAACCCAUUUGGUAGGCUCAGCAUCUUGUGUCUCAGAAACAAAAUAGACCCCUUGGGUUCCCAUGACACCGACACAAACACCAAGUCUUCUAGACAGACAGCUUUGGCAGAGCCUCUCAGACAGACAGCUUUGGCUGGACCUGGCUCGAGCCCACCCAGGCAUACACACAACAGACUCUCUGUUACCUGGCCAGGCAAGGAGCGGACAGGCAAAACAGGGUCCGGUACCCAAGCCAGCACUAGGAAUAAGAAGGAAUGGUUUGAUAACUAG
Molecule: messenger RNA, 1953 nt
Organism: Candidula unifasciata
Lineage: Eukaryota; Metazoa; Mollusca; Gastropoda; Stylommatophora; Geomitridae
Source: the annotation of a GenBank genome assembly